Zea mays is the source of this 1262-nucleotide messenger RNA. Its product is annotated as putative YABBY domain transcription factor family protein. Gene Ontology annotation, biological process: multicellular organism development; abaxial cell fate specification; polarity specification of adaxial/abaxial axis. The record is from RefSeq and is marked validated. NCBI's taxonomy places the organism in Eukaryota, Viridiplantae, Streptophyta, Magnoliopsida, Poales, Poaceae. Gene Ontology annotation, cellular component: nucleus.
CCCUCCCGUGCACACCCAUCCACUCGCCGCCCAAGCCCUUAGCUUCCUGCCCAACGCUGCUGCGCUUCACGCUCCAUCGCCCCUCAUCCAAUAACUCCAACAAAGACCGGGUUGCUUCGAUCUGCACACAACAGAAGAAGCACGCCCAUCCGCGGCUCUUGCUUCUUUUGGCACCAUGAUGUCGUCGGCGCCGGAGGAGACGCUGUUCAACCUGGACCAGCAGCAGCCUCCGCCGGCGGAGCAGGAGCAGAUCUGCUACGUGCACUGCAGCUACUGCGACACCAUCCUCGCGGUGGGCGUGCCGUGCAGCAGCUUGUUCCAGACAGUCACCGUGCGGUGCGGCCACUGCUCCAACCUGCUCUACGUCAACCUCCGCGCCCUCCUGCUGCCGGCGGCGGCGGCCAAUAACCAGCUACCACCCUUCGGCCAGCCUCUCCUCUCCCCCACCUCCCCGCACGGUCUACUUGACGCUGAGGCGAUGUCGUUCCAGGCGCCGAGCCUGCCGGGUGCUGAACCGCCGAGCGCUUGCGUGAGCGGCGUCACGAGCAUCAACAACACGUGCGGUGGCAACACCACCACGUCGUCGGCCAUGUCGUCCAUGGCGCCGCCACCGGCCAAACAUGCACUGCAGGAGGCGCAGCAGCUGCCCAGGACCGCAGCGUCGGUGAACAGAACUUCAGAGAAGCGGCAGAGAGUUCCUUCCGCGUACAACCGUUUCAUCAAAGAUGAAAUCCAGCGCAUCAAGGCCAGCAAUCCGGACAUCACUCACAGGGAAGCUUUCAGCGCGGCUGCCAAGAAUUGGGCCCAUUUCCCCCACAUCCAUUUCGGCCUCAUGCCCGAUCAGGGCUUGAAGAAGAACCCUAUGCAAAAUCAGGAGGGAGCUGAGUGCAUGCUUUUCAUGGACGGUCUCUACGCCAGCAUGGGCUUUUCUCCAUUCUGACUUCACGUCUUCACCCCCACUAGGGUUCUGUCUUCUGAAGCCCCUCUGUGUAUCCCGGUUGCCGGAGGAAUCUCGAAAUGUCUACCGCAAAUCUCUCUCUCUCUCUCUCUCUCUCUCUCUCUCUCUCUCUCUCUCUCUCUCUGUGUGUGUGUGUGUGUGUGUCCUCUCGUUCUCCUUACUUAGGUUCCAGUUUCUUAUUUCGUUAAUUUAUUAUUGUUAUGUAACCUAGAGAGCAAGGUUGUUAUGUGUAUGAUGCUGCUGCCCCUUGUCUUAUAUGGACAUAAUUUCGAGCUGGAUGUUGGCUGGGCAUCGAUCUAGUCAU